Messenger RNA from Hippopotamus amphibius kiboko, 1893 nucleotides. It is a transcript of the gene LHX9, whose product is annotated as LIM homeobox 9. Lineage: Eukaryota; Metazoa; Chordata; Mammalia; Artiodactyla; Hippopotamidae. The record is from RefSeq and is a predicted model, not a curated record. Gene Ontology annotation, molecular function: DNA-binding transcription factor activity, RNA polymerase II-specific; RNA polymerase II transcription regulatory region sequence-specific DNA binding. Gene Ontology annotation, biological process: regulation of transcription by RNA polymerase II; neuron differentiation. The transcript has 7 exons. Bases 130 to 1296 code for a protein of 388 amino acids. Gene Ontology annotation, cellular component: nucleus.
GAGAAUCUGGGGACCGGCUCGCAUCUCUGGCCGUCGCCUCCCGCCCUUCCUCGCCGAGGACCGGGUUCUUGAGGGGGAACGUCUGGACCUCAAGCCACCAUCGCGGCGUCAUCUGCUGUUGCUCUGAGGAUGCUGAACGGCACCACUCUAGAGGCAGCCAUGCUCUUCCACGGGAUCUCCGGAGGCCACAUCCAAGGCAUCAUGGAGGAGAUGGAGCGCAGAUCCAAGACCGAGGCCCGCCUGGCCAAAGGCGCCCAGCUCAACGGCCGCGACGCGGGGAUGCCCCCGCUGAGCCCCGAGAAGCCCGCCCUGUGCGCCGGCUGCGGGGGCAAGAUCGCCGACAGGUACUACCUGCUGGCCGUGGACAAACAGUGGCACCUGAGGUGCCUGAAGUGCUGUGAAUGUAAGCUGGCCCUCGAGUCCGAGCUCACCUGCUUCGCCAAGGACGGUAGCAUUUACUGCAAGGAGGAUUACUACAGAAGGUUCUCUGUGCAGAGAUGUGCCCGCUGCCACCUUGGCAUCUCCGCCUCCGAAAUGGUCAUGCGCGCCCGAGACUCCGUCUACCACCUGAGCUGUUUCACCUGCUCCACCUGCAACAAGACCCUGACCACGGGCGAUCAUUUUGGCAUGAAGGACAGCCUGGUGUACUGUCGCGCCCACUUCGAGACCCUCUUGCAAGGAGAGUAUCCACCGCAGCUGAGCUACACCGAGCUGGCGGCCAAGAGCGGCGGCUUGGCCCUGCCUUACUUCAACGGCACCGGCACGGUGCAGAAGGGGCGGCCUCGGAAGCGGAAGAGCCCCGCGCUGGGAGUGGACCUCGUCAAUUACAACUCAGGUUGUAAUGAGAAUGAGGCCGACCACCUGGAACGAGAUCAGCAGCCUUACCCGCCCUCGCAGAAGACCAAGCGCAUGCGCACCUCCUUCAAGCAUCACCAGCUGCGGACCAUGAAAUCCUACUUUGCCAUCAACCACAACCCGGACGCCAAGGACCUCAAGCAGCUUGCUCAGAAAACAGGCCUGACCAAAAGAGUCUUGCAGGUUUGGUUCCAAAACGCACGAGCCAAAUUCAGAAGGAACCUUUUGCGGCAGGAGAAUGGGGGUGUUGAUAAAGCUGAUGGCACGUCGCUUCCGGCCCCGCCCUCAGCAGACAGCGGCGCGCUCAGUCCACCCGGCACUGCGACCACUUUAACAGACCUGACCAAUCCCACUAUCACUGUAGUGACAGCCGUGACCUCUAACAUGGACAGCCACGAAUCCGGGAGCCCCUCGCAAACUACCUUAACGAACCUUUUCUAACAUUGGUUUUGUUUUUGUUUUAAAUUCUUCCUCUUCUUUUUAUGAUUAUUCUAAUGAUUAUUUUAUUAUUUACAAGACUAUUUUUUUUUUCUGACCCACAAAAUACUUGGGAAAUAAGAACAGUUUGGUGUGUAGCUUCUGCAGCCACUUGGCAAAUGAGUUUACAGUAUUGUCUCUUUUACAAAGUGCUUUUUUUUUUUUUUUUGGUCUACAAAGCGUAUUUGGAUUUAAAAAAAUUAAUUAGAUCUUUCAGUCGGUAAGGGGACGUUUGGAAUCAUUCUAAUAAGUGCCUCUUAAAAUUGUAUGUUACUUAUUUCCAGAAUCUCGAAGAAAAAAAAAAGUGGCAUUAUGAUGGGCAAAUAAUUAUAAUCCCGGUUAUACAGUUAGGAUAAUAAUCAGAUAAUUAAAAUUAUUUUUUUUUAAAUCUUGCAAUUGUACAUGUACUUAAGGACUUUUGAAAACUUCACGUUGUCUUUUUUUAAUUUGAAAAUGGAAAAAAUGUUUUGAUCAUUGCUUUUUCUUACACAUGAGGAAUAUGAUUAAACAAAAACAUUAAUGAUAGCAAAUCUAAAUAUUAAAGAUUAAUUAGGUGGGAAA